AUGUCUGGGACGGUGGCUCUGCAGAUCCCCAGAGGCCUUUGGACAACAGCUGUGAUGGUGAUGCUGAUGGUGCUGAGCACCCCAGGGGCUGAGAGCAGAGACUCUCCACAGGAUUUCAUGUUCUGGCACAUGAGCCUGUGUUACUUCACCAACGGCACGGAGCGGGUGCGGUUUGUGGAGAGAUACAUCUAUAACCGGGAGGAGUUCACGCGCUUCGACAGCGACGUGGGCGAGUACCGGGCGGUCACCGAGCUGGGCCGGCGGACCGCCGAGUACUGGAACAGCCAGAAGGACCUCCUGGAGCAGAAACGGGCCGUGGUGGACACGGUGUGCAGACACAACUACGGGGUUGGGGAGAGCUUCACGGUGCAGCGGCGAGUGGCGCCUACAGUGACUGUGUAUCCUGCAAAGACACAGCCCCUGCAGAGCCACAACCUCCUGGUCUGCUCUGUGAAUGGUUUCUAUCCAGGCCACAUUGAAGUCAGGUGGUUCCGGAACGGCCAGGAAGAGGAGGCGGGGGUGGUCUCCACAGGCCUGAUCCCUAAUGGAGACUGGACCUUCCAGACCAUGGUGAUGCUUGAAACAGUCCCUCAGAGUGGAGAGGUCUACACCUGCCACGUGGAGCACCCCAGCCGGACCAGCCCUGUCACAGUGGAAUGGAGGGCACAGUCUGAAUCUGCUCAGAGCAAGAUGCUGAGUGGAAUCGGAGGCUUUGUUCUGGGUCUGCUCUUCCUUGGGGUGGGGCUGUUCAUCUACUUCAGGAAUCAGAAAGGACACUCUGGACUCCAGCCAACAGGACUCCUGAGCUGAAGGGAGGAUGGUGACACUCAAGCAAAAACCUUCUGUCUCGGCUUCUUCGCAGCAUGAAAAUGUUUCCUGCUUCGCU
Lipotes vexillifer (Yangtze River dolphin) is the source of this 886-nucleotide messenger RNA. RefSeq names its product DLA class II histocompatibility antigen, DR-1 beta chain-like. Gene Ontology annotation, cellular component: membrane; MHC class II protein complex. The transcript is spliced from 6 exons. Gene Ontology annotation, biological process: antigen processing and presentation; immune response. Lineage: Eukaryota; Metazoa; Chordata; Mammalia; Artiodactyla; Lipotidae. The coding region runs from base 1 to 810 and encodes 269 amino acids. The record is from RefSeq and is a predicted model, not a curated record.